Molecule: messenger RNA, 3156 nt
Organism: Gavia stellata (red-throated loon)
Lineage: Eukaryota; Metazoa; Chordata; Aves; Gaviiformes; Gaviidae
Gene: EPHA6
Product: EPH receptor A6
Exons: 19
Coding region: 1-3156 (1051 amino acids)
Biological process (GO): cell surface receptor protein tyrosine kinase signaling pathway; protein phosphorylation; axon guidance
Cellular component (GO): neuron projection; plasma membrane
Molecular function (GO): transmembrane-ephrin receptor activity; protein binding; ATP binding
Source: RefSeq, a predicted model, not a curated record
AUGGGGUGUUGUGAGGUGAGGGGAUUGCUCUGGAGAGUCGGCCUCUUCCUCCCCCUGCUGACAGCGCGUCCCGCCGUCGCUGGUCACGUCGCCAGCAACCACGUUGUGUUACUUGAUACUACAGCUGCCCUUGGAGAACUAGGAUGGAAAACAUUUCCUUUAAAUGGGUGGGAUGCCAUAACUGAAAUGGAUGAACACAAUCGUCCCAUUCAUACUUACCAGGUAUGUAAUGUGAUGGAACCAAACCAAAACAACUGGCUUCGAACAAACUGGAUCUCCCGUGAUGCUGCACAGAAAAUUUAUGUGGAAAUGAAGUUUACCCUGAGGGACUGCAACAGUAUUCCAUGGGUACUGGGAACCUGCAAGGAAACUUUCAAUCUCUACUAUAUGGAGUCAGAUGAGUCUCAUGGAGUAAAAUUCAAGCCAAACCAGUACACUAAAAUUGAUACUAUUGCAGCCGAUGAGAGCUUUACCCAGAUGGACUUGGGUGACCGCAUUCUUAAACUCAACACAGAAGUUCGUGAGGUUGGGCCAAUAAACAAGAAAGGAUUUUAUCUUGCUUUUCAGGACAUUGGAGCAUGCAUUGCUUUGGUCUCAGUCCGUGUUUAUUACAAAAAGUGCCCUUUCACCGUCCGUAAUUUGGCUAUGUUUCCUGAUACUAUUCCAAGGGUUGAUUCUUCCUCUUUGGUGGAAGUACGGGGUUCCUGUGUGAAGAGCGCUGAGGAACGUGAUACUCCAAAAUUGUAUUGUGGAGCAGAUGGGGAUUGGCUUGUGCCUCUUGGACGAUGCAUCUGCAGUGUAGGAUAUGAAGAAGUGGAUGGCUCCUGCCAUGCUUGCAGGCCUGGAUUCUAUAAAGCAUUUGCUGGAAAUGUAAAGUGCUCCAAGUGCCCUCCACACAGUUUGACUUACGUAGAAGCAACUUCUGUUUGUCAGUGUGAGAAAGGUUACUUCAGAGCUGAGAAGGACCCACCAACUAUGGCAUGUACCCGGCCACCUUCUGCUCCAAGGAAUGUGAUUUUUAACAUUAAUGAAACAGCUCUCAUGUUGGAAUGGAGCCCCCCGAGUGAUACCGGAGGAAGAAAAGAUCUCACUUAUAGUGUCAUCUGUAAGAAAUGCGGGUCGGAUGCCAGCCAGUGUGAGAUUUGUGGGGGAGGUAUCCGUUUCAUCCCCAGGCACACAGGUCUCAUCAACUCCUCUGUGACAGUGCUUGACUUUGUGUCGCACGUGAACUACACCUUCGAAAUAGAAGCCACGAAUGGGGUCUCGGAGCUGAGUUUCUCUCCCAAGCAGUUCACAGCUAUCACAGUUACCACAGACCAAGACGCACCCUCCUUGAUAGGUAUGGUAAGGAAGGACUGGGCUUCCCAAAACAGCAUUGCCCUCUCCUGGCAAGAGCCGGACUUUCCCCAUGGAGCCAUUCUGGACUACGAGAUCAAGUACUAUGAGAAAGUCUACCCACGGAUAGCGCCGGCAUUUUGGCACUACCUGCGGGUAGAAGAGCAUGAGCAGCUCAGCUAUUCCUCCACAAGGUCCAAGGCUCCAAGUGUUAUCAUCACAGGUCUCAAGCCAGCCACCAAGUAUAUAUUUCAUAUCAGAGUCAGGACGGCAGCAGGAUACAGCGGCUAUAGCCAGAAGUUUGAAUUUGAAACUGGAGAUGAAACUUCUGAUAUGGCUGCGGAGCAGGGACAAAUUCUUGUAAUCGCCACUGCUGCUGUUGGUGGAUUCACUCUCCUGGUCAUCCUCACUUUGUUCUUCCUGAUCACUGGGAGGUGCCAAUGGUACAUAAAGGCCAAAAUGAAAUCUGAAGAGAAAAGAAGGGCUCAUUUGCAAAAUGGACAUUUACGUUUCCCGGGAAUCAAAACAUAUAUUGAUCCAGACACAUAUGAAGACCCAUCUCUUGCUGUCCAUGAGUUUGCAAAGGAGAUAGAUCCUUCAAGAAUUCGUAUUGAGAGAGUAAUUGGGGCAGGUGAGUUUGGAGAAGUAUGCAGUGGACGUCUGAAGACACCAGGAAAAAGAGAGAUACCUGUUGCAAUUAAAACUCUAAAAGGCGGCUAUGUGGACAGGCAGAGAAGAGAUUUCCUGAGAGAGGCUAGUAUCAUGGGACAAUUUGAUCACCCGAAUAUAAUUCGCCUUGAAGGAGUUGUUACAAAAAGAUCCUUUCCGACCAUUGGGGUGAAGUCUCUUUCGAGAUUCCUGAGGGCGGGAUUUUUAAAUAGCAUCCUGGCCUCACAUCCAGUGUCAGGGGGUGGAUCUUUACCCCCCAGCAUUUCCUCUGGCAGACCAGUAAUGAUUGUAGUUGAAUACAUGGAGAAUGGAUCCCUUGACUCCUUUCUGCGGAAGCAUGAUGGCCACUUCACAGUCAUCCAGCUGGUUGGCAUGCUGCGGGGGAUUGCGUCUGGCAUGAAGUACCUCUCAGACAUGGGCUAUGUACACCGUGAUCUGGCAGCCCGUAAUAUCUUGGUCAACAGUAACCUCAUGUGUAAAGUCUCUGAUUUUGGUUUGUCACGAGUGUUAGAGGACGACCCUGAAGCUGCUUACACAACAAGCGGUGGAAAAAUACCCAUAAGGUGGACCGCUCCUGAAGCUAUAGCGUAUCGGAAGUUCUCUUCAGCAAGCGAUGCAUGGAGCUAUGGGAUUGUAAUGUGGGAGGUGAUGUCGUAUGGUGAGAGACCGUACUGGGAGAUGUCCAACCAGGAUGUUAUACUGUCUAUUGAGGAAGGUUACAGGCUUCCAGCUCCCAUGGGCUGCCCAGCUUCUCUUCACCAACUAAUGCUUCACUGCUGGCAAAAGGAGAGGAACCACCGUCCAAAAUUUAGUGACAUUGUCAGCUUCCUAGACAAACUGAUCCGCAAUCCGAGCACCCUUCAUACCCUAGUGGAGGACGUACUUGUAAUGCCAGAUUCACCUGGUGAAGUUGCAGAAUAUCCUUUGUUUGUUUCAGUCAGUGACUGGCUGGACUCCAUAAAAAUGGGUCAGUAUAAAAAUAACUUCAUGGCAGCAGGUUUCACAACUUUGGAUAUGGUUUCAAGAAUGAGUAUUGAUGACAUUAGAAGAAUUGGAGUUGUACUCAUUGGACACCAGAGACGAAUAGUCAGCAGUUUACAGACUUUGCGGUUACACAUGAUGCACAUACAGGAGAAAGGAUUUCACGUAUGA